Molecule: messenger RNA, 1278 nt
Organism: Rotaria socialis
Lineage: Eukaryota; Metazoa; Rotifera; Eurotatoria; Philodinida; Philodinidae
Source: the annotation of a GenBank genome assembly
AUGACUGACACCGAUGAUGUCAUGAAUGAAGAACGUCAAAUCAAUGAUGAUUAUAAAAUAUGGAAAAAGAAUUCGGCUUUUCUCUAUGAUUUAAUUAUGACGCAUGCACUCGAAUGGCCCUCACUUACGGUUCAAUGGUUACCUCAUGUAACAAAACCUGAAGAUAGUAAAGAAUGCACUGUUCAUCGUCUUAUUCUUGGUACACAUACAUCGGAUGAACAAAAUCAUUUGGUAAUUGCUUGUGUACAAAUUCCAAAAGAUGGUAGUGCAACUGAAUCAACUCAAUAUGAAUCCGAACGAGGAGAAUUCGGUGGCUUCGGUUUAUUCAAUGCUAAAAUUGAAAUUGAAUUAAAAAUAAAUCAUGAUGGGGAAGUGAAUCGUGCUCGUUACAUGCCGCAAAACCCAUCGCUUAUUGCAACAAAAUCUCCAUCAGCUGAAGUAUUGAUAUUUAAUCAUACAAAGUUAUCGAGUCUACCUAAAGACCAAAUAGUGGCUCUCAGUGCUGAAAAUUGUCCGGAAUUACGUCUUCGUGGACAUACAAAAGAAGGUUAUGGCCUAUCAUGGAAUCCAAAUACGAGUGGACAUAUUUUAUCAGCAUCCGAUGAUCAUACGAUUUGCUUAUGGAAUAUUGAAAAAACACCAACAGAAGGAAAAUUUGUUGAUCCAUUAGCAAUUUUCUCGGGACAUCAAGCUGUUGUUGAAGAUGUUGCUUGGCAUUUAUUUCAUGAAACACUUUUUGGUUCCGUUGGUGAUGAUUAUAAAUUAAUGAUUUGGGACACUCGUUCAUCAAAUUAUACAAAACCAUCGCAUGUUGUUGAUGCACAUAGUGCAGAAGUUAAUUGUUUAUCGUUUAAUCCAUUUUCGGAAUAUAUUCUUGCAACUGGUUCAGCUGAUAAAACUGUUGCUCUUUGGGACCUUCGAAAUCUUAAAUUAAAAUUACACACAUUCGAAUCUCAUAAAGAUGAAAUAUUUCAAGUUCAAUGGUCUCAUCAUAAUGAAACUAUUCUUGCGUCAAGCGGCACGGACAGACGUUUACAUGUUUGGGAUUUAAGCAAAAUUGGCGAAGAACAAACUAGUGACGAUGCUGAAGAUGGCCCACCGGAAUUAUUGUUUAUUCAUGGUGGACAUACGGCAAAGAUUUCUGAUUUUUCAUGGAAUCCAAAUGAACCAUGGGUCAUUUGUUCUGUAUCAGAAGAUAAUAUUAUGCAAGUUUGGCAAAUGGCUGAAAAUAUUUAUACGGAAGAUGAAACUGAAGCAAAUUCUGUCGAUCUUGAAUGA